This is a messenger RNA of Spodoptera littoralis (African cotton leafworm), 1965 nucleotides long. Lineage: Eukaryota; Metazoa; Arthropoda; Insecta; Lepidoptera; Noctuidae. The record is from the annotation of a GenBank genome assembly.
AUGCUAUCCGGCACAAAUCCAUACUCGCCCAUUGUAAAAAUGUCAGCUGCAUCUGCGAGCAGCUCCGGUAGUAAAAUGAAAAAUGUGGAAAAUGAUAACAGUAGUAAACGGACAGUUGGCAGUGUGAAAAAGAAAAGUUCUGGUGAUAAAAAUAAAAAGAGCGAUUCUAUUGCAAGCAGUACAAUUAUCAAAGUAAAAAGUGUGAUUCCUAAACGACGACAAGACCUGCUGAAAUGGUACGGAUGGGGCUACAAGGACUCGAUGUUCAAACUGCAAGGCCACACGGCCACCUUUACUGGAAACAGAUACUCAAUCGGAGGGCACACUCUACCACAUCUAGCACAAUGGGCUAUAGACAAGUUCGGCAUAGACCCAUCAAGAGAACCGAAGAUACCCGAACUCCCUAAGAAGUUUGCUGAGAGCAGGCUACCAGAAUCUAUUCGUUUGGAAUUGGAGGAGAUUGCUGAAGUGAGCAUCGAUGGUAUGGACAGACUGAUCAGAGCUCAUGGGCAGACACUGAAGGACAUGGCCCAGUUGAGAACGAACAGCUUCCCAAGGAUCCCUGAUGCUGUAAUAUGGCCUGAUAGUCAUGAACAGGUGGAGCAAAUAGUGCAAUGUGCGUCCCGGCACAACUUCGUGAUCAUUCCGUUCGGUGGUGGCACCUCGGUGUCGGGCGCCGUCACCUGCCCCGCCAAGGAGACCAGGCCCAUUGUGGUACUGGAUACCAGCGACCUUAACUCCAUCUUGUGGCUGGAUAAGGAUCAACUGCUGGCUAGAGUACAGGCGGGUAUCGUAGGCCAGGACUUGGAACGUGAGAUGCGCGCCCGCGGCUUCACAGUCGGUCACGAGCCGGACUCGUACGAGUUCUCCACUCUCGGUGGCUGGGUGGCAACCAGAGCCAGUGGCAUGAAGAAGAACACCUAUGGAAAUAUUGAGGACCUCAUUGUUAAUACUAAGGUAGUGACAGCUCGCGGUGUGUUUGAGAAGAGUUGUCGCGUGCCUCGCAUGUCGUGCGGGCCCGAGUGGGAACAUGUCAUCAUGGGAUCUGAAGGGUGCUUCGGGGUCGUUACUGAGGUAACUAUAAAAAUCCGUCCACUUCCCCCCGUGGUCCGCUACGGGUCGCUCGUGUUCCCCGACUGGGAGAGUGGCUUCCACUUCGAGAGAGAAGUAGCCAGGCAACGCCUGCAACCGUCCAGCAUCAGACUUAUGGACAAUGAACAGUUCCGUUUCGGUCAAGCCCUAAAAACAGAAAACACAUGGGGUGGUGUUCUACUAGAUGGACUAAAACGUCUGUACAUCACGAAGAUCAAAGGCUUCGACCCUGCGAAGCUGUGCGUGGUGACACUCCUCAUGGAGGGCUCCGCUGAGGAGGUCUCGGCCAGGGAGAGCAAGCUAAACAACAUCGCCGCUCAGUUCGGAGGGAUACCCGCCGGAGCCACUAACGGAGAGAACGGAUAUACGCUAACCUUCGUCAUCGCUUAUCUCAGGGACGUGGCCAUAGAAUACGACGUAGUAUCAGAAUCGUUCGAGACAUCAGUUCCAUGGGACCGCACACUAGCGCUCUGUGCCAACGUGAAGCUGCGCAUACGCAACGAGUGCGCCAAGAGAGGCAUCGACAAAUACCUCAUAUCGCAUCGACUGACGCAAACGUAUGACGCAGGCUGUUGUAUUUAUUUCUACUUUGGUCACUAUAUUGGGAACUGUGCUGACCCCGUGUCGACAUACGAAGAAAUUGAAGAGGCUGCACGGGACGAAAUCAUUGCCUGUGGCGGAUCAAUAUCACACCACCACGGGAUCGGGAAACUUCGUAAGAAAUGGUAUGUGGACACGGUGAGCGAGCCCGGCCGACAACUUUUGCUUGCCGCUAAGAAAGCUUUGGAUCCAGACAAUAUUUUCGCAUUAGGAAAUAUGGCAUUCGAAGAACACAGCAAUAACACUGACGUGUCGGUUAAAAGUAAAUUAUAA